Molecule: messenger RNA, 285 nt
Organism: Iphiclides podalirius (scarce swallowtail)
Lineage: Eukaryota; Metazoa; Arthropoda; Insecta; Lepidoptera; Papilionidae
Source: the annotation of a GenBank genome assembly
AUGAUAUAUAUAGAGACGAGGAACGUAAAGCUAAAGCGACAACAACGCGCAGCUGUGCUCCUGGAUGGGGGUAGAGUUACGAAAUUCGGAAACCGGUACGCGUCACACGCGGCGGACGGCGUUAGCUCGAGGGCUCCCGAGCGCGGCGUAGUGCGCAUCGACGGGCGCCGAAGGCGUUCAGACGCGCUGACUCAGCACGGACGCCGCCGCCGCCGCGCCCUGUCAUUAUGUCGCGCGCACUUCGCACUGCACGAAACCGCCAGUCAUCCGGCGAUUCAGACCAAU